AUGGCUGAGAACGCAUCCAACUCUCCACAGCGUCAAAUGCGAAAUGGCACACCCGAAAAGACCUCUUUCGAAGGCUUCGGACAUGUCGAGGCUUCCACAGACGACUACGCUCUAGUAGUAACUCGAAAACUGGACAAGAACCACAAUCUCGAAUCCACCACUCUUGACGUCGAUUCUCCUCAUAUUCUGCAGGCUUUUAGAGAUGUUGUAAAAGUCGCACCCGACUAUUCCUUCGGAUUUCACUUCGGCGGUUUCGACUCCUGUUCCUUCGGAGAUGUUGUUUCAUCAUUGGGUUUGCAGAGGUAUGCUGGAGAGCUGGAUGAGCAAGGUGUGGAGAGGAAGCAUGUGGAGUUGUUGAAGUUUAUGGAGUUUGAUAUGGGUGCUGCGAGGAAGAGUUAUACGACACAAACUGGGUGCUUUGUUUCGACCGGGCGAUACAGUGGUACUUAUGUCAAGUCUCACCCUUGGUUGCUCAAGGUGGAGAAGACGGCUUAUGAGCGAUAUGAUAAGAGUGGCAAGUACUGCGAGAUUCAGUGCUCGUACUCUGACUAUGAUGGCGAGAAGUAUGGUGUUUCAAAGUACGUGUUUCGUAUCUAUCAGAAAGAGGAUUUCGGCUCUGAUCAUCCUUCAAAGAUUCUGGAUCUCAAGGUCUAUCCCAGAGCUUACGCACCAGAUGACGAGGACCUUGAAAACCGUCUUCGUAAGAGGGGAGAACUGUUCUCGUCGAUAACGGGUAUGUUGGCACGUCAAUACGACGGACCGGCCGAAUACCUCAAACUCCCACCUCACGCCUUCUAUCAUCCAGAUGAGAACCAAUGGCCACAACUCUGGAUGCCAUUCAUAGAGACCGGUCGCGUCAUCAUCGACCGCAGGACCUUCGAGCAAGAUCACCCCAGCGGCAUCAUCAGCAGAAGACCCUUAUCAUCCUUAAACACCUUCCUCUGUCCCCCUUACGUCCUCGGAUACUCCAGCAGCAGAAAAGACUGGUGUCGCUUCUACGUCACAAACCUACACAAAGUAACCUGGAAGGCCAACGCCUUUUCAACCUCAUCCUCCCAUCUAGCCAACUCAACCUCGUCUGCGCACUAA
This is a messenger RNA of Aureobasidium subglaciale EXF-2481, 1089 nucleotides long. RefSeq lists its product as uncharacterized. The record is from RefSeq and is a predicted model, not a curated record. The coding region runs from base 1 to 1089 and encodes 362 amino acids. The transcript has 3 exons. NCBI's taxonomy places the organism in Eukaryota, Fungi, Ascomycota, Dothideomycetes, Dothideales, Saccotheciaceae.